Molecule: messenger RNA, 1705 nt
Organism: Boeremia exigua
Lineage: Eukaryota; Fungi; Ascomycota; Dothideomycetes; Pleosporales; Didymellaceae
Product: fungal-specific transcription factor domain-containing protein
Exons: 2
Coding region: 140-1441 (433 amino acids)
Biological process (GO): positive regulation of transcription by RNA polymerase II
Cellular component (GO): nucleus
Molecular function (GO): transcription cis-regulatory region binding; DNA-binding transcription factor activity
Source: RefSeq, a predicted model, not a curated record
UCCCGAACAAGAGCUCCAACCUGUGGAAAGACGGGAUGCUGCUGCUACAUCUGAUUUAAUCGAUUUAUCGUUGGGCCAAACCUCGAAUUUAGAAAGGCCCUCUCUGCCGUCUCCGACAUUCUCCCCUGCCAGCCAUGAAAUGCAAGAUGUCCAAGACAGUGUAAUCGGAUCGACAGCAGUCACCGAGCAGAGCACCGCUGAGAUGACACAAUUUCUCGUCCGACACAACUACACAACACCCGAGACGCAUCUACCUGUCUGGUCUCGUACAACCGGCGGACCAAUCUCGCAGCGCUUUCUUUGGCACUUCUUUGUUGUCGGCUUCCUGAAGAAAUUUCUCUGCUUCGAACCCCAAGAAGUCGGACACCAAUCAUCAUUUGAGGAUCCCUUUUUAGUCUUGUUUCCGCAACUGGCACUGACAAGUCCGUGUCUCCUCGCAGCCGUGCUUUCUUUCUCCUUGCAGCAAUACGCUGCAUACAGAGGGACACAAACCAUAUCUAUCUCUCCAGACUACUACAGCUCUCAAGCGAUACAGGCUUUGACCAAGCGCGAGCUGGGUUCUAUGCAGCCAAAGAUGUUGCUAUCCAUUAUCGCAACGGGCGUGUUUCUCCAUCUAGGUGAACAAGACCGGAAACAGAACUGCCUCGAGCUUGCCAGAAGCGCAGCAGCCUACCUCGCGGACAUCGCAUCAAGUACACCUCUUGCAUCGAGCCAAGAGUACCAGCUCAUCAUGGCGCUGCUUCGCUGGGCAGAUAUCUCAACUUUAUGUUCAUUACAGGUGCGAACUACUCCAGUCACGAAGGGAAUACACAGAAGCAUACAGCUCCGUCAGCACGAGGUACAUGAGAACUUCUCUCGCGUCUUCAGCCACUGGGUCACGCAUCCUAUCUUUGGCUUCUCGGCGCAUCUCGUCAAUCCGCUACUCGAGCUCGGUCGGUUACUUCAGCUGCAGCUUCGGUGCUUUUCCUCGAUCGGUAACGACGGCGGCUCCUUCGACGUCGACGAAGCAGCCCAGGCCACGGCGCUUGAGGAUGAUAUCCUCACCGCCUCGGGAAAUUUCCACACAUGGUGUCAGUCUAAGGACUUGAACGAUUUACAACCGCUUGUGCAUCUCAAUGCCGCUAUGCAUGCGUCCACAGAACUCCUGUUCUACUCGCGAUUGAGAGGUUUUCCGUUCACUGCGCCCCUCAUCCGGUCCUACGUGCGACAAAUUUUAGAUCAUGUGUUGCAAGUCCCACAAAACUCGCCAGCCUUUGGUGCGCUUCUGUUCCCGCUCUGCGUAGCGGGAUGCGAAGCAGUCGACGAAGAUCUGCGGGCCGUGGUUGUACUAAAGGUGCUGCUGCUGCAUCAGGGAACUGAACAGCCGGAAAUGCUGGUCAGGAUGUUGAAACAGUUGACGAAAAAUACCGAGCUACUAUAUGGUUUUGAAGCCGACUCGUAGCUCAAGGAACAGAAACUUCCUUCGAUGCUGUCUUACUAUCGGUGUGAGACGUCAUACAGUUGACUUCAUCCGAGUUGUCGAGACCCUGGAUAAUGCACUCACCGUUCGAUGGUGUGACAUAGAGAUUGUAGUGAUCCUUACCGUAGGAAAACCAGCAAAGGACCACGGACAAGAGAACGGUGCCCGUGCAGACACACGCCCAAUUCAUACUGUCCACCUGCAGAGAGCUCUCGGGCGGCAAUGAAAAAGAGAUUGCUUGGAAAA